Messenger RNA from Habropoda laboriosa, 2113 nucleotides. It is a transcript of the gene l(2)37Cd, whose product is annotated as general transcription factor 3C polypeptide 5. Bases 71 to 2113 code for a protein of 680 amino acids. The record is from RefSeq and is a predicted model, not a curated record. Gene Ontology annotation, biological process: transcription initiation at RNA polymerase III promoter. NCBI's taxonomy places the organism in Eukaryota, Metazoa, Arthropoda, Insecta, Hymenoptera, Apidae. The transcript is spliced from 8 exons. Gene Ontology annotation, cellular component: transcription factor TFIIIC complex.
CGAAAUGUUUUGGUUUUAUCGAGUACUGAGAAGCUUUGAUACAUGGAGAACAUUAAUAUAAAAAACUAACAUGAGUGUAACAAGUGAAGCCAGUGACAUAAAUUUUGAUAAACAGAAUGAAAAGGAUGAAGAUUUUAAAAUCGACGAUUAUCAGAAAGAAAUUGAUAGUGAUGAUUCCUAUUAUGACAUUCCAGAAACAAAUGAUGAUGAAAAUGUCAAAGAUAAUGAAAAUGAAAUAGAUGAACAUCAAGAAAACGAACAUAUUGGACCAGUCCUUCCUGGUGGCCAUAGAUUUGAUAGGAAGUUUAUUUGUGUUAAAUAUCCUGGAAAUGUCAUUAAUCCUGAUAAAGCUAUAGAAACUUUAGGUGGCAUUCAAAACAUUUCCACGGCAAUAAGUACUCCAUAUCGACGUUUGGAGUUGAGGUUUAGACCUGAUGAUGCUUAUUGUAAACCAACUUGUGGUGAUAGACAUAAUACCAAUGGGUUCUUACUCAAAGUCAAAAUUAAAAAAUCUAGGGUAAUAAAAGUGGAAGAAGCUGAAUUAAAACAGUCAAAGAAACAAUGUACAAGUAAUAUGAAUAUAAAUGAUUCACCAAAUGGUGAUACUGAAAAUGAUGAAAAUAAUGUGGAUGCAGUGAAUCCAACAGAAAUUCAAGACAUACCUCAGUGCAGUAAUGUAGAAAAUAAAAAUCAACAAGGGCAAAUUAUGACUGAUUUAAUCAAUCAAGUACAAUGUUGCAGCGUUAAUACCUUAGGUGAUUCUGUCACUCCACCUGAUAAGGAUUUACUUUCCAAAAGUGUUAAAGACUUACAAGAUUUAUCAUCACAUACAAGUGAUGCAAAUUUGUUAAAAAGUAAGAGAAAUGUAGAACCAACAUUUGAUCGAAAUAAAUAUGAAGAUCUUUCUGAAGAUAAAGACUAUGAACUUCCAAAAUUAAAAGUUUUAGGUCGAGUUGACACAGAAUUUAAAUUUAUAAGUCUUUGUGAUUUUCAGUAUUUACCAAUGACUCAAAAGAAAGAUGAUCCUAAAAAAUUAGAAUGUAUAUAUGAUAAAAUUUAUCCAAGUCAUAUACCACAUUAUGCAUGGUUAAGGAAUGAUGUGCCUUACUUUUUACCACCAGCUGCGUUCAGCAGAAUGGAUACAGUACAGCAAUAUGUACCCAAAACUGAAAUAAAUUCGUAUCCAGAAAAUGUAAUUGGAAAGAGCAGAAAACGAAGAGCGGGAUUCUCAAAUUUUAUUUAUUUUUCAACUCCGGAAGUGCCUACUAAACCUCCAGUAGGAAUAGAAACCGCUAUGAAAGUCAAAUUUGUUCAAAACGCACACCUUGAACAAAUUCGUCAAAUCUUUGAGGAACGGCCAAUUUGGUCGAAAAAUGCAGUAAUGUAUAAAACUAAAUUUUCUAACGAUCGAUUGAAAAUUUUACUACCCUCCGUGGCAUAUUAUUUUAUGACUGGUCCGUGGAAGAUUAUGUGGGUAAAAUUGGGAUAUGAUCCGAGAAAAGACAUUUCUGCAAGAAAAUAUCAAGUUUUAGAUUAUAGAUUGAAAGCCAUGCAUGGUUUGGGAUCUACUGUAAAGUGUAAAAGAAAUUACUCAGAGUAUACAUUACCAUACAAAUCAACUCCAGUUUCAAAACAAAAGACAAUUGUACAAAAUGCAUCUUCAAGUCAAGAGCAGUAUUAUAAAAAACAACAAGACUUAAAUGAAAAUGUAUAUAUUUAUCGAGAGGGAAUGAUACCUCCUUCGAGGCAAAUGUUUUAUCAGUACUGCGACGUUCUUGUAAAUGAAAUACAAGAAAUGUUAGCAAAGUUACCCGACCCUUUACCUAGUACUAGGUGUCAUGAAAAAAGAGGUUGGUUGCCAAGUGGUUUCGAUGUGCAGUGUCGAGAAAUUAUUAAUAAACAAGUUCGAGCUGUUUUGAGAAAGCAACUAAAUAUACCUGAAGAUCAUCCUACGUCUUUGCCACGAAAGCGAAAAAAUAGAAUUAAAAUAAAAUUUGAUCAACUUAAAGGUAAGAAACGAAAGAAAAAAAGUGAUUCCGUUUUUAGCGCAGAAGAAAACGAAGAAAAAAGUGAUAAGACUGAAUCUAGUGCUGAUAUAAUAGAAAAUGAGUGA